Molecule: messenger RNA, 490 nt
Organism: Cyphomyrmex costatus
Lineage: Eukaryota; Metazoa; Arthropoda; Insecta; Hymenoptera; Formicidae
Exons: 2
Coding region: 158-490 (110 amino acids)
Source: RefSeq, a predicted model, not a curated record
UUCCACCAUAUAUGGAAAAAAGUUUGUAGUAUACAAUGUUCAUGCACUAUCACAUUUGGCAGAGGAAUGUACUUUACACGGCCAUUUAGAUCAAUAUAGUGCAUUUAGAUACGAAAAUUUUCUGAAAUCCAUUAAGGACACACUUAAAUCUGGAUACAUGCCUUUACAUCAAGUUGCUAAUAGAGAUUCAGAAAGGAAUACGUCUAUACCAAUUAUAUUGGAAAUCAAUGGUCAAGAAAUUAAAUUAUCCAAAAAACAAACACCACGAACGGAAGUUCUGUAUGGAGUACACUACAAGCGAAUUUCUAUAGAUAAUGUUGUCCUACAUACUGGCAAAAAGGACUCGUGUUUACUAACAACUUCUAAUGAAUUUGUAGUGUUAAAGUUUACACAAGAGGACGUUGAUAAUGAUGAGGAAAUUAAUUAUGAAAUUGGUCUUACGAAGUGGCUAACUAAUAUUGACGAACAAAUGAAAGGCUUUACUUAUUGA